AAUGAAAAUAAUUCUGAUCCUGAUACCAGUGAAGCAGUGCAACCCAGAACAAUUCAUUAUAUGGAUGAUAGCGAUUCCAUAAUCCCCAGUAGUUUAUGUGGCAUGUCCAACGAAGACUACUACAAGAAGGUCACAGAACUAAAAAAUGCACAUGCCCACACUAUAGCAAUACUAGCAAAACUGUGUGAGAACAAACUAUGUGUCAGAAGCAUGGCAGCUACUUCGGAGGAUCCCUGUGAAUCAUCAAUGCAUUACAGUUUAGGUAAGAAAAACAAUGGCUACCUAUCUCACUCAACAACUCAGGUGGGCAGUACUGCACACUCAAGCAUGUCAGAAAUGUCAAAAGAAGAUCUGGAAAAAGGUGGGGAAAAUCGCAUGUCCUACGGAAGGGAUCGAAUUCAGGGAAUGUGGGAUGGAUUUUCUGUGCAGGACUAUAUUUCAGAUGAGGAACCCCAGAAGCCCAAAAGCUCAAAUUUACCAUUUACAAAAAUGCAGAUAAUAAAGAAGGAGCAAAAGCAGUGGUCACCAAAGAUCACAAUACCACAACCUUUCCAAAUGACUCUUAGAGAGGCUGAGAAAAAGAAACUGAAGAUAAAAUCUAGGUCUGAAAUUGAAGCAGAGAAUCAGAUGCUAAGAAAACAAUUAGAGGAAGAAGCAGAAUGUCAGAAAAAGUUCCGUGCUAAUCCUGUACCAGCCCAUACCUAUAUUCCUUUGCUGGCAGAAAUAAUAGAACGGAAUGAAGAAAGAAGGAGGUUUGUAAAGAUGAGAAGCCAAGAAAUUUUACAGGCUAUGCAAAAACCAUUUGUCUUUCUUGAAAGAGAGGAGAAAAAGAAAAAAAUCAGAAAAAUGCAAACAGAGGAACUGAAUAUUUCAGUAAGUAAACCAAAGAAAUUUAAAGCAAAACCAGUUCCUAGAUACCUUUAUGAUCAAACAAUUAGUGACAGAAUUAAAGAGCAAGAACUCUACCGAGUAAUUAAAAUGAAAGUGAGAGCUCAAGAGACAUUACGUGGUGCGUCUCUUCCAAAAAGUAUGCUUCAUAAUACCUUAUUGGAAAAGAAGAAAGCAACAUGUUGGAACCCAGAUGAAGAACUGAAAUUCAAACCCAAGAUUAACACUAAAGUACCAAAUUUUGAGAAUUUGCACAGAAAGUCUCGUAGACAGCUUAUGAGAAAGAAGAAUUUGAAAUUGACAACCGUGUGUGAACCCUUCCAGUUGCUCACUCUUCAACUUCCCUCAAAAAAAGAAAAGGUGUUGAAUGAUAUAAUGGCAGAUGAAAAUCAUUUAAAAGAGACCCGCUGGCCUUAUUUGUCAUGCAGAAACCAGUGGAAAUCACAUGACAGCACAAAUUCAAAUCAGUCAGGAUCUUUGGACUUGAAAAUUACAAAGGUCACUGAGUCUGAAAAGAAGAGGAAACAAGCUGUUAGGAAAUUGCUGGAAGAGAAAAAGAAGAAAGAAGAAAAGGAGGAAAACUGGAAACGAGAGCAGAAACUGAGGGAGAGAAAAUUGAAAAAAGUCAUAUCUACCCGUGCCCGGGCCAGUGAUCCACACAAGAGCCUGGCUGAAGUCUCGAGAUCAAAACUAAAACAAUAUAGGAAUCAUCAAAGAAAAAGAACAAAAGAAUAUCUGCUGGAGCUUGAGGAGAUGCAGGAUAGGGUAAGCAGGAGGCCUCUGCUCUUAGAAGAGCUCACAAUGAGGAAUGCCAGAAGAGCAGCAGAAAGACAAUAUGCUGCAGCACUAAAAUUACAGGGAUUGAGUGAAGAUUUUGUUUCUAGAAAAGGUCACCGUCUCCCAAACUUCAUUUCACAUUCCAGUGAUGAAGAGUCUGAGAAAAGUAAAGACAACAGUGAAGAAAGUUCUCAGGAAGAAACUGAUGGAUUUGAAUCUGAUGAUGACCAAGAUGAUCGUGAGCUUAUUGAGGAAUCAAGAGACAUGGAAGAAAAGGAAUUUAAAGAAAAUGAAGAUGAGUAACUACAAAGAAAGCAGCAAACAUGAAAAAUUUUAUAUACAUGGUAAAUGUAUAAUAUUUAUUGAAUAUUAAUUAUGUUUCCUUUAUUACUUCCUGGUGAUACUAUUUAGAUUAUUUUUAAAAUAUGAUCCGGAACUAGUAAAUUCUAAUAUUCAUGGUAGAACACCUCAUGAUGAAACUGAUUCACUUUCAUGACUGAAGCUUCUUAACAAGUGUCUGACAAGUUUGUGGUAUGCAUUCUUAAACAUAUAACAGAAUACCAAUCAAUACUGAUGUCAACUAUUUUUACUGAUUGUGAAAAUAUUUCAAGCAUUUCCCAUGAGGGAAUCUGCUGAAUGACUUAUGUGCUGUAUAUUAGCAUGGAUGCAUACUUACAUUAAUGUUUGAACUGUUUUCUAAAACUUUUGGCCAAAUAUUCAGCCUGUAAAAAUUGUAAAUUGCAGUGAAGGAAUCCAAAUCACGUGCGCAAGCACAUUUGUUUUCAGAUGCAGGUUCAUUUAAAAUAACUAGCCUAAAUUACAAAAUCACCAUGAUGAACUGCAAAGUUAAAAUGUCGACUGCACUUAUGAGUUCCAAUUUGGAAUUAACUAAUCAGAUUCAAACUGUUCGCAUCUGAUUCUGAUUUAAAAAUUAAGAUUUCAAAGCCUUGAAGGAAAGCAAGCACUCUUUCUAUAGUAACAGAAAAUGUGCUGAUAAUGUUUUUGCUGACCCGCUGUCAACUACUCCAGGUAAAUUGGUUCAUUAUGUAUCUAGAACUCUUCGUUUGUAUUUUGUAAUGCGAAUGGAUCCUGAAAAAUACAAAAUAAGUGAUUCAGUUUUGCUUAAUGGAAAAAAAACAACGUAUGUACAUAAUGUUAAACAAAGGGAGUAAGCUAAUUUUGUGAAUGGAAAGCACUAUGCAAGGAAAUAUAGAGAUCAGUAAAAGAUACUAGCCUAGCCAGCAUAGUCGUAUAUUCCAUGAAUAAAUAUAAAAACAACUUCUGCCCUUCAGUUUUCUCAUUUGGUAGAAUCCAACAGCAAAAUUAUUUAUUAAAAAAUACAUCCACAAACCAGGGAUAAUACUUGAAAUCAUCAAUAGAAACUUUUUUUUUAAAAUAAGGUCUUUCAAUAUGGCCUAAGUCUACACACGUUCGUGUAUUUGAUCCAUUUAAACCUACUUUUGAGUGGUAGUAUGUCCAAAUAAUCUAAGGCGCUGGAUUCAGAUUCCAAUCUCUUUGGAAGCAUGGGUUCCAAUCUCACUGCUGCCAAAUGUCCUAAUAGUUUGUCAUUCAGAUGCUUUAGUAUCUUCUUUGGGGUGUAUCAUCGCUCCUGGUAAUGAUAUUUUGAUCUAAUUUUGGAAACUUUCUAUUUGUAAGUUUCAGUUGACCUCUUGACAUUUUGUUAGUGUCCCACCAAGACCUGUCUAAACCAUGAUUGUUAAUUUAAAAGUUUCACCUUCUAAGAUGAACCAUCAGGGUUAAUUUAGAAAAAUUGGAACAGGGUGAGACAACCCACAGACACUUCCAGACUUGUACUCCACCUGGUGUGGAAGUCUUGAACAAAACCUCCAAAUGGACCAUCCUUGAGUAGAGAGGACCAGCUCUUCUGUCUCAGAUAUUUAUCUUCACUUAAAAAUUCUAAUAUCAAUUAUUUCCAGUAAUUCUUCUAGCCAUUCAUCAAGUGUCGGGUCUGUCAGUUCAAAUAAUCGUGGUCUGGCAAUUAAAUGGCCAUACAAACUGACCUAUGCUAUCAAAUGCAACUUACAUAAAAACUACUGGUGUUGAAGAAAGCAUCUCAAAUACCAAUGAUUUUUAUGCAAGGAAGGAUCAUUUACAAUUUCCAUACAACACUGAAUCAAAUAGACCAGAGUAUCUUCUAUUCUCAAUAUUUCCAGUUUAAUCCAUUAUAUUGAAUGUCAAACUAUUCAAUCGGAGUACUUGUUCUUGUUUACAGUUAUAUUUUGUGACUGGCGAACUACGAUUUACAGUGCUUACUCAUUUGGCCCUACACUUAAAGUAGCCUAUUGUAAACUGGAAAUAAUCUUAGUCACUUAAAAACGUUUUAAUCACUUGAUAUUUGCUAAAUUGAAAGCUCAGUACAAAAACUUAAUGUAUUUUCUUACAAAUCUAUUGUUUUCAAUUGAAGAGCAAUGAUUGACCACUAACUGCAACUAUUAAGAAAGCUAAUCUUCUAAUGCAUAUUAACUUGUUUGAUUUUAAAUUGGUAAUUCUCUUUAUACAUUUUCAUUCAUUGAUUUUUGGUGAACUAGAACUGCCUGGAUAAAGCUUUGGUAGAUUUUUGAAGGCUUGUGUUGAUGGUAAAGUCCAUCUCAGAGGUGGCAUUGAUAUCACAGCUUAGUGUUUGACGAUCAUUGUUGUCAGUUGAGCUAGAACAGGCUGUAUGAUCUCGACAGUCCAAAGAUUUAAACCAUAAAUCUACAUUUCGUAUUAUUAGCAGGAUGCACCUGUAAUAUUCAAUAUAAAUUUUAAAACUGCGAGUUAGCAUUAACCAGAAUCAAAGGAUAAGUUUAUUGCAAUGUACCAAUCAAAAGGCUCCUUAGUAAGCUUAUAUUAAGUAGCAAUAGGUAUAGUCUGGGAAUGGAAAGUCUAGAUGACUUACCAAUUUCAAUUUUAAGACAAUUGAAUUAUUUAGAAUCGUGAAAGACUGAAGCAUACUGAAAUAAUGAUUAAUAGCAAGAAGAAAAUGUUCUGAUAUGUAAGACAGUUAUUAAAGAGUGCUGCUAAUUAUGGAAGUAAAUGAAUGAUGAGUGAAUUGAAUGGAAGGCAGAUUGAAUGAAUCAACGUGAUUGUGCAGAGCACAAAAUUUCUAAAUGAGUACAAUGAGGCAAGUUUUUAAAUUGGAUAAAUGAGAAAUAACUAUUUAUUCUGUAAAUUGCCUCAAGUGAAUCAAGACUUGAUAGUGCUUUUAACACCAGAAAAUAUAUUAGUGACAAGGUUAUGUUGCAUUAACACUGAAGUUCCAUUGGUAUGUAUUCAAGAAUGUUGUCACAUCAUUAUCACUGUAGGAUGAAGAGCUAAUUAUAAUUGAAUUUAUCUGUCAUAUAAAGAUGAUAUGUUCAUUUUUGAACCAACACACAGGUUACAGAGAGGCGUCUGUGAUUUUCUAAAAUAUUUUGUUCACAACAUUGCAAUUUAUUCUUUAAAAGUAAAUUUAUGUCUUAUUGAGUCUUUUUCACACAGGGAAUGAAGAAGAUAAUAAUUAAUAGUGCUGAAGUUGCUUUGAAACUAAUAUAAAUCACUACCAAUUAUCUUUUCAAUUAUAAAACACCUGAAUGAUGCUUAGAAAUCAAACUGUAGGAUUUUCAGGUUCCUGAUUAUUAAAUAUUCUGUGUGAAACACUGAACUUAUUGAAUUAAUGCAUUUGCUAAACAAGUGACAAGAACACUGGUGCAAUCCUCUACCAUUACUAUAUUGACUCAGCAUUGUUAUGAAUGUGCUUCCUGUUCUUCCUGACACACUGUAACCUACAAUGCUGAAAAAAGACAUUCUAUUAUUAAGAGCGUGCAUCGUUGAGAAGGCUUCAGACCAAUCCACAUCCAGCAAUCUAUUCUGAAAACUCUGCUCAUAUUUAAGACAGCCAUUCCAAAUUCCAGCACAGCAGAUGUUUUUAUCAAUGAAAUUCUAAAACAAUCAACAAUAUUCUGCAUAAAACAACUUGUAAUAUUCUAAAAAUAAAAGAUUACUAUAAACUGUGAACACCAGAAAACUGAGAAGAAUUAUAUAAUCACAUUUUUUACUGCAUGAGUACAAACUGAACACACCUUGGUAUUACACCUUAUCUCCCACCUCUCCUUCCUGGAAGUAAUUGGAAGCUUCAUUGCUGAAAACUAUGGCAACUAUUGCAAAGAAGGAUUAGUACUCAAAAGCUUCAGGUUGAACAUCUUCUCAGCUUCUUGUUGCCAGAACGAUCAGCAACUCCCAUUAGUUUAAACAAAGUCGAGUCAAUGGGAUCCGCAUUUUCCCCAAAAAUCUGUCAGUUUUCUUUAGGCUGUACCCUGUCUGUGCGCCAGGUUUCUUUGAAAUCCAUCCAUAGAGACUAACAAUCAGGGGCAAAAAAAAAUUACCUCUGCCUACAUUCAGUAGCGAAGAUCUUAAAGCAUUUCAAACAUUUACUCUGGAAGAGCAAUCAGGAAAAUUUCUUUUAGUUUCAAUAAUGUCUUUAAGUAUUUCAAUAAUGGAUUAAAUCUCAGGUACAUGAUCCAUGUAAAAUUUUGAUAAAGUGUAUUGUUUUAUUCCAUUUGAAAUUAUUAAUAUAUUCAUUGACAUUGCAAACACUAAUGAAAAGCCACCAAAAAUAAGCUUUUUAACCUAACUAAAGCAGUAUAUUUAUAAAUUUACUAUUGCUGUAUAUUUUUCCAUACUCAUUUCAACUUUUUUCGCAUUUUUUCUUCAACCUACAUCUAAUUAACUCACAGUAGACUUGCCUACUAAAUCUCACAAAUCCAAACAAAUAGAUGUGAAAUGUGGAUUUAUAGUGCAUCUUCUAAUAUUAGCUGUGAUGUUUAUGUAGUCUUUUGUUAAAAUGUAGUUGGGUUUUGCAGAAAACUAAGGCCAACCCACACCAGAUACUCAGAUAAACAACCUGUGAAUUCGUUUUAUUUAUUUUUUGCUUUUGAAAUAGUAUAAAUUUACUAACACUGUGCAAUAAUACAAAGCUUUGCUUUAUUCACCAAAAAAACACUACUUUGUACUUGAACAGUUUUAAAGGGAAAGAUGUGCAGAACAGACUGCAUUGUUUCUCUGUCUUAAUGGGACAAAAUAAUGCUGUUUCAGUCUUAUGUCCUGAACAAUUGGUACAUUUCAAUGUAUUGUGUAUUUUGAAAUUCUAUGACAAUUCCUUUUUAUUAAAAUCAGAAC
Messenger RNA from Rhincodon typus (whale shark), 6822 nucleotides. It is a transcript of the gene fam161a, whose product is annotated as FAM161 centrosomal protein A. The annotation marks the transcript as partial. The transcript has 6 exons. Gene Ontology annotation, biological process: cilium organization. The record is from RefSeq and is a predicted model, not a curated record. Gene Ontology annotation, cellular component: cilium. NCBI's taxonomy places the organism in Eukaryota, Metazoa, Chordata, Chondrichthyes, Orectolobiformes, Rhincodontidae.